AUGGCCAAUUUACGAUAUCCUUAUUGUUUCGGAGUUGUUCCCUACUUAUUCACCAGUAACUUGAAUAACAUAUCAGUUCCAGAAUAUGAUGAACCAGUGGUGACGGUUUUGGAUUAUGGUAAAUCAAUUUUUAAUAAUCCCGUAUCUAAAGGACUUCAUUAUAUAAGGAGUCUAUUCCCAAUUUGUAAUUGGAUUUUACAUUAUAAUUAUAAAUGGUUAUAUGGUGAUUUAGUUGCAGGUAUUACUGUUGGGGUUGUCUUGGUUCCUCAAUCAAUGUCUUAUGCUCAACUUGCCGGUUUGGAAGCUCAAUAUGGUUUGUAUUCUUCAUUUGUCGGGGUUUUCAUUUACUCCUUUUUUGCCACUUCAAAAGAUGUUUCUAUUGGUCCAGUGGCGGUCAUGUCUGCUCAAGUUGGUAAAGUUAUUGCUAAAGUUCAAUCAGAAUUUGGUAAUGAAUUUUCUGCUCCUGAAAUUGCAACCUUCCUUUCUUUAAUCUGUGGGGGGAUCGCUGCUGGUUUAGGUAUCUUAAGAUUAGGUUUUAUUUUGGAAUUUAUUUCAAUUCCUGCCGUUAUGGGGUUUAUGUCUGGUUCUGCCUUUAAUAUUAUUGUAGGUCAAGUUCCUGCUUUAAUGGGUUAUAAUUCUGCAGUUAAUACCAGAGCUGCUUCUUACAAAGUUGUUAUUGAAACUUUGAAAAACUUAAAAUUAACUAACGUCAAUGCUGCUUUUGGUUUAGUUCCUCUUUUCAUCUUAUACCUUUGGAAAUUUUUAGCUGAAUUUGCUCAAAAAAGAUGGCCCCGUUAUAAAUUAUGGUUUUUCUAUUUUCAACAAUUGAGAAAUGCAAUUGUCAUCAUUGUGGCCACUGCUAUUUCUUGGGGUAUUGUUCAUCCAGAAGUUAAAAGAUACCAUGGUGAUCUUGCCGACUUUAAAAGUACUAUUAAAACCAUUGGUGAAGUCCCUAGUGGAUUAAGACAUGUUGGUGUAAUGCACAUUCCAAAUGGUAUCAUUGAUGCUAUUGCUAGUGAAUUACCCGUUUCUGUCAUUAUUUUAUUAUUAGAACAUAUUGCUAUUUCAAAAUCUUUUGGUAGAGUUAAUGAUUAUAAAGUUAAUCCUGAUCAAGAAGUUAUUGCUAUUGGUGUUAAUAACUUAAUUGGUACUUUUUUCAAUGCUUAUCCUGCCACUGGUUCUUUUUCAAGAUCAGCUUUAAAAGCUAAGUGUGGUGUAAGAACUCCUUUUGCUGGUAUUUUCACUGGUGCCGUUGUAUUAUUAGCUUUGUAUUGCUUAACCCAAACUUUUUUUUAUAUUCCAAAAGCUACUUUAAGUGCAGUUAUUAUUCAUGCUGUUUCUGAUUUAAUUGCUAAUUAUAAAGUUAGUUGGAAUUUUUGGAAUAUUAGUCCUCUUGAUUGUGGUAUCUUUUUAAUUGCUGUUAUCAUUACUGUUUUUUCUUCAAUUGAAAACGGGGUUUAUUUUGCAAUUUGUGCUUCUGCUGCUGUCUUAUUAUUCAGAAUUGCUAAACCAAAAGGUCAUUUCUUAGGUAAAGUCCAAGUUGCAGAAGUUAUCAAUCCAGUUAUCAAUUAUUCCGAUGAUUCUUCUUCUAGAGAUUCAUCAAAUAAUUCUGAUAUUGAAAUUCAUCAAGUUUUAAGUAAUGGUAAUGAUUAUCGUUCAACUGAUUCAAAUAAAAUUAAAGUUAAAGAUGCUCUUAAUAAUUUAACACCAACGAAAAAUAAUUUAACCGAACAUAAUCCACAUAUUAGAUUCCAUACCAGAUGGGUUCCUUUGAAUCAUGACAAUAUUAAUCUGGACUUAAAUGUUUUACCACCUCCUCCUGGUGUGAUUGUUUUCAAACCAAUCGAAACUUUUAGUUAUCCAAAUUCUUCAAGACAAGUUGAAAAAGUUUCAGAUGAAGUUAAACGCUUGACAAGAAGAGGUAAACCAUAUAAUUUCACUGAUACCGGGUCAAGACCUUGGAAUGAUCCGGGUCCUUUGAGAUGGGAUUGGUUUGGUUUGAAAAAAUCUAAUAACGAAGUCGUGGAAGAAAAAGAUGAAAGACCAAUCUUAAGAAUUGUUCAUUUUGAUUUUUCUUCUGUUGCUUCUACUGAUGUAACUUCAAUUCAAGCCUUGGUUGAUUUAAGAAAAGCUCUUAAUAUCUAUGCUGACCGUGAAGUUGAAUUCCAUUUUAGUGGUAUUUUAUCUCCAUGGAUCAGAAGAGCUUUGAUUAAUGCUGGCUUUGGUGUUUACGCAGAAGAUGAUUUGGUUAGUGAUAAGACUUAUGUCAAUAUCGCUGCUGCUACUGGUGACUUAGAGGCCGGUGAUGAUCGCUACUUUGCAGCUGUUGGUACUAAUACCCCCUUUUUACAUUUGGAUAUCCCGGAUUAUAUUUAA
Messenger RNA from Hyphopichia burtonii NRRL Y-1933, 2376 nucleotides. RefSeq names its product sulfate permease (gene SUL2). The record is from RefSeq and is a predicted model, not a curated record. The coding region runs from base 1 to 2376 and encodes 791 amino acids. Lineage: Eukaryota; Fungi; Ascomycota; Pichiomycetes; Serinales; Debaryomycetaceae. Gene Ontology annotation, molecular function: secondary active sulfate transmembrane transporter activity. The transcript is spliced from 3 exons. Gene Ontology annotation, biological process: transmembrane transport. Gene Ontology annotation, cellular component: membrane.